CCGCUAUUCUACUUGAAUAACUUUGCGGCCCAACUGGAAAGAGAGAAGCAGCAUACUUCUGAACCUCUAUACUUUGGAUUUUGAUACUCUACAAAAAAUUCAUACAUCAUGUCUGCCCCCAAGCCCACUGUGCCUGUUGCACUUUCCACCGAGGCAGUUGAGGACCUCAUCUACGAUGCCCGGGCCGGUGACCUCGAGGCUUUGAACGCCGACAUCGCCAACUUGUCCUCGCAGCACAGCUGCCCAGAGUGGCAAAUCGUAGCAUCGGCCAUCGAUAUGGAAGAAGAAAGCGAAGGCGGCACCGGCGCCUGCGUGUUGCACUACCCUGCCGCAAAUGGAAACUCUGAAAUCCUCAACGCUCUUCUUCAGAAACUCACUGGCGCGGAUGCGGCGCAGCGCACAGCUUUUGUGAACCACAAGAACCACUCUGGUAACACAGCGCUGCACUGGGCUGCUCUGAACACCCACUUGGAGUGCGUUAAGGCGCUUGUCGAGGCUGGUUCUGAUGUUGCUAUUAAGAACGAUGCUGGUCACGAUGCCGUUUUCCUUGCCGAGCGGGCUGCUUGGUCUGCUUCCGCGGAGGAGGUCAAGGAGGAUGAGGAGGGUAACCAGGAGAUUGAGAUGACUAUUGGCGAGGAACAAGAGGGUGGCGAGGAGAGUGCUGGGGAGAUGUCUGCGGGCAGACAAGUUGUUGAGUGGUUGUUGAGCUCAGAGAAGUCGGCUGGGUUGGAGAGUGGUGCCAAUGAGGGAUCAAGCUCGGCGUGAUGCGCCUAGACGUGGAUGAGUGAUUGUGAUUUAUGGUUCCAUGAAUAAAAGUAAGGAUAUAGAC
Penicillium pulvis is the source of this 829-nucleotide messenger RNA. RefSeq names its product ankyrin repeat domain-containing protein. Lineage: Eukaryota; Fungi; Ascomycota; Eurotiomycetes; Eurotiales; Aspergillaceae. The record is from RefSeq and is a predicted model, not a curated record. The coding region runs from base 109 to 765 and encodes 218 amino acids. The transcript is spliced from 2 exons. Gene Ontology annotation, molecular function: protein binding.